AUGACAGGUACGGAAAUUACACCACAUCCGUACUACACCACACUGUCAUUUCUCGGUUUACACCACACCAGACACAGAAGUAAACAAACCCACGUGCUUGGUUGGACCUGCACAGCGUGCGUACGUGUAUUACGUUUGGUAGCAGCAACGAUGGAGCUUUUUACGAUUAACCGAUACGAUGAAACCAAACUGAAUGAGGCGGAUGAAAAAACUCAAGAAGAACUGAUCCUCCAGAAGCUGCGGGACCGUAAAGAAAAGAAAGCGCUACAGAGAAAGUCAAAAAUUGCAGCCGAAAUCGAAGAAUCCGUUCUACAAUCGUUGCAAGAAAACACGCAGCAACAGCAAGAAAAUACGCAGCUUGCUCAUCCAUCUGACGAAGUAAUCGAUGAUGCCGGUAUUCCAAACGUAGCUACAUCUAGCGAACCAUUGGAGGAACACGGAGAAGGUGGCAAGACGCAAACGGAUGCCAAACAAGAUGCAAGUGAGAAUGAUGAAGAAAAUCAAAGCCACUCUCAAACAGACAGUGCUGGAAAGCAAAUCGCUACAAGUGAGAAUGAUGAAGAAAAUCAAAGCCAGUCCCAAGCAGACAGUGGUGGAAAGCAAUUCGGUGACUUCACUGUGUUGGGUGGUGAUAAACUACACCGACUGAAACAAACGGAUGAAGUGCUGCCACCAUGGUUAUCGCAUCCCACGAUCAUUGAACGUAAUCUUUCAUCCAAAGGCCCGUCGGUAAAGAAACUAACCUAUCUGGAUGAAGUGAUCAAACGUAACUUAAAGCGCAUGGGUUACAAACGACUAUUUCCAGUGCAGGAAACGGUUAUUCCGUGGAUACUGGAAGCGCAUCGGACACCUGCACCAUUCUGGCCCCGCGAUGUGUGUAUCUCUUCACCGACUGGUAGCGGGAAGACGCUUGCAUUUGUUGUGCCGGUUGUGCAGCUCCUACUGCACCGCGUUGCUCCUGCCGUGCGUGCACUGGUAAUUCUUCCCGUCCAGGAACUUGCCCAACAGGUGUUUCAGGUGUUUCAAAAGUUGUGCGAAGGCACCAACAUUCGACCCGUGAGCCUGUCGAGAGGAACGCAACUGGUAACCGAGCAAAACAAGCUCGUGAAGUAUUGUAAUGGAGAGUACGUAUCGAAGGUGGACAUAGUGGUGACUACGGCAGGUCGGCUGAUAGAACAUUUGCAUUCCACCAAAGGUUUUACCCUGCGGCACCUUCGGUUUUUGAUUGUGGACGAGGCGGACAAGGUGAUGUACCAAAUCCAAAACGAUUGGCUGUACCAUCUGAACAAGCACGUCAAACAGGAAUCGGAUGAAUAUUUGUUGGGUCGUACCAGCGAGCUGUUGUCUCAAACCGAGUUAUUUGAUCGGGCUCGACAACCCCAUAAGCUGCUAUUUUCUGCCACCUUCAAGCGGGACGCAGAAAAGCUGAAAACCCUCAAGCUGUUCCAUCCGAAGCUGUUUACGGCCGUGAUUGAUCCGAAGGAAAGAACGGAAAUGGCGCAACAGACAGCUUCGGAGCAGCUAGAACCACGGCGUGGCAACUUUAUCGGGCAGUACACGACACCGCUCGAGCUGAAGGAGUUUGUUUGCAUGACGCAACAACACAAUAAACCAUUGACCCUGUACUCCAUUAUUCGUGAGAAGGGAUAUAGAAGGUUUUUGGUGUUUACAAAUGGAAUCAACAACUCGCACCGACUUUCGUUUGUGCUGCAACGACUCUUCGGCACGGAAAUGGUUAUCGAGGAAUGGUCCUCGUCCCUUAGUCCGGCAACAAGAAAAAGUGUGCUGAGUCGUUUCAGCAUGGGCACAGUGAAUGGGAUCAUUUGUACGGAUGCGCUGGCUCGUGGUAUCGAUAUCGAGAGCAUUGAGGUGGUCAUUUCGUAUGAUAUGCCCAACCAUGUAGAAAAGUACAUUCACCGUAUUGGAAGAACUGCGCGUGCCGGUUGCCGUGGUACAGCCAUUACUCUGCUGGCGGAGAACGAAAGGAAAAAGUUUAAUACACUGUUGAAAGAAGCCAACAAAACAGAGCCGGACACGAUGGAGAUGGAUCCAUCCGUAGAGGAGGAGCAUGCUGCAAAGUAUGCCAUCGCACUCAAGGAUUUACGCGAAGCACUUGCGCUGGAGACAGACGUGAUCAAUAAAAUACGCAACGGAAUGUCCAUUAGCUACAUGACGAGAGUCAACCUGCUCACCAAACUCAAGGAUCAAGUCGAUAUUACCUACUCGACAGAAAUCAUCAAAUCACUUAAAUAUCUGCCCAAAAGUUGGACAAAUGAAGCGAUUGAGAUGAAAGCGAUGGAAAGAAAAAAACGCAAACAAGAGAAUCCAAUUGACGAUAUUGACGUCGAUAGCAAACGGGCCAAAACGAACGAAGAGACAAUGGUAAACGGAAUGGCCAAAACAACUGGGAAAACGCAUAAACUGCUCAACGGUACUGCAGCUGGAUCGGCAGACACGAACCAAUCAUCCGCCACAAUCGGAACACCGAAAGAGAAAUCUAAGGACAUGAAGCUAAAUGGAAAAGGCAAGCGAAAGAAUCGAAAAGUCAACGGAAAGGCUAAAGCAACAGCGGAAAAGCGUAAAUUAAUCAACGGCACUGCAUCUGGAUCGGCAGACACGAACCAAUCUUCCGCCACAAUCGGAACACCGGAAGAGAAAUCGAAAGACAUGAAACUAAAUGGGAAAGGUAAACGACAGAAACAAAAAGCGCCAUCCGAUGAAUCGGCAGUUAAAUUAUCGCUCAAUGGUGAUACCGCAGCGAGAACCGAAACUGAGGAAGAGCAAAAGCGUCAGCGUUUUCGUAUUAAACGAAAAAUUGGUGCUGAUAAAAAGGGUAAGAAGAAUCGUUGGAGGAACAAUCCUGCGAAAUCCGGCCCAGCUAAAGAAAGGAGGUCGAAGACGAGCAAGACGAAGGAGUAAUGUGCGAAUUAUAUUGUGAGACAAUAAAGUUUAAUGUAUUUCCUUAAGCAUAAGCAA
Molecule: messenger RNA, 2976 nt
Organism: Anopheles funestus (African malaria mosquito)
Lineage: Eukaryota; Metazoa; Arthropoda; Insecta; Diptera; Culicidae
Gene: Dbp73D
Product: probable ATP-dependent RNA helicase Dbp73D
Exons: 4
Coding region: 1-2919 (972 amino acids)
Cellular component (GO): nucleus
Molecular function (GO): ATP binding; nucleic acid binding
Source: RefSeq, a predicted model, not a curated record